UCACUGAAGUAGAUCGAUAACAUUUCCUGUUGUGAGUUGUUAGGUCGGUCGCAAGUAUGAGGAUGGAAACUGUGCUGCUGGAACAAAAGGACUCUUAUUUAAUUAAGAAAUUAAACCUGAACAACACGGGCAGCACUGCUUGAUCGCCAAACGGAAGUGCCUUAUGUCGCCACAGUGAGAAAUAACAAUUAAAGGGUUAUUAUUUUCUUCAAACCUACUGCCGGCAAAGAGGACCAUUUCUUUUUUUUUUGUUUGGCAGAGUCUGAGUGACCGUGGCAGAGAUGGAUCAUCAACAGAGAGAGAAGCUUUCUGAACUGGUUGAACAGCUGACAACCUCAGGAGAACCUCAGUUAAGCCCAGCUAAGAUGAAGGUGUUGAAACAAAUCUGCAGGGCCUCGGAGGAAUACAUUGAUCACGUGUACCACCUGAUCAUGGCGCAGCUGAACCAGAAGCAUGCGGAGGUCCGCCUGGCUGCCUUCCAGAUCGCGAGCGAGCUCUUCGUCCGCUCCCACCAGUUCAGGACGCUGCUGGUCUCCAACUUCCAGGAGUUCCUGGAGCUUACCGUGGAGACUGACCCGUCCGAGCAACCCCUGCCUCCGCCCAAGGAAGUUGCUCGGAAGCUGAAGAAGAUGGCUAUCGAAGCUGUACAGGAGUGGCAAGGCAAAUACGGGGAGGCCUACAAGAAACUUGCCCUGGGUUACCAUUUCUUGAAGCAGGUCAAAAAGGUGGAUUUUCAUGAUGUGGAAGCUAGGACGCUGGCAGAGAGGAAGAGAGAAGAAGAAAAACAGAAGAGGCUGGAGAGAAUUUACAAAGAAAAGGUCACAAAAGUUGAUAUGGAAAUGGAAGAAACCUCUACAGAGAUCCAGGGCUGUUUGACUGAAAUUGAGAAUUGCUUCAAGCUCCUGAUGCCAGACCCCGUGGAUUUUGCCAUCACCGACUUUGAGCCCUCGUCCACAGAAACUGAUAUCGGCAGCAAGCCAGCAGCUGCCACCCCCUCGCAGAGCGACUCAGGCAGCUCCUGGCAGGAAUACCAGACCACUGACCAUGAGCAGCCAUGCUGCAGUAAGGACCUCCGGCCCCACGCCACAGAGCAGACAGGCAGGGAGGAGGAGGAGGAGAGCGACGAACAAGACUCUGACAUGGAGUCCGUUCCAGAUGAAGAGUCAUUCAUUCGAAACACCGGCCUGAUUUCACAUAAAUACAACCUCACCCUUGACGUGUCCACAGAUCUAAAGGUACAGGAGAAUGAAGACAACAGUGCUGUGGUCAGCAACAUAAGGGACUUGCAGAGGCUCAUCACAACCAAGCACUUGCCUGCUGUGCAGACGUGGCUCCAGGUAUAUACCAAAGCUGGUGUAAAUGAUGAGCGACUGAAACGUGCAAUAGAUUUCAAGUCAGCCCUGGAGGCUGUGGUUAAGAAACAUGAAGACAUGCACAUUAACUACAAGAGAAGAGACAGGAAAGUGAUGAAGGCAGCAGCUGACGAUGAUGAAGAGGAUGACGAUUUCGAGGAGGUCCCAGAGAAGGAAGGUUACGAGCCCCACAUUCCAGACCACCUGCGUGGGGAGUAUGGCCUGGAUCCUGCCCCGGCCCCUAAGCCAGCAACGGUAAAAAGAGGGAGGCCAGUGAGGCCAGCUGUCCCUCACCUCCCACCCAGACCAAAGAGGAGUGUGAAUGACGAGGAGCUGGACCCGACCUGCGCUGCAGCCACACUCAGACUCCUGAAACACAGACUGCAGCCUGCCCCGUCCACCAGCAUGCCUGAAAGCUCCAAGUCAGCAGCCUGCGCUGCACAUGAGCCCAGCGGCAGUGAGGGAGGCGAGGUGCAAGAGGAGGAGAAAGCCCAGGCUCCCGUUAUGCCGUUCGGACUCGACCUGUAUUACUGGGGACAGGACCAGCCCACUGCUGGCAAAAUAAUCAAAUCCAGCUCCCUGCAUCAGUUCUGGGUCCCUCACGAGGUGGAGGAGGAGGUGGAGAAUCCGGAGCUGUCAGCCCUGGUGAAGACUCGUUACAUCACCUUCGCAGGGAAGUUUGAACCUGUCAAACACAAGUGCAGAGCACCACUGCCAAACGGGGCUCUUUGUGAACGCCAGGACCGAGUCAAGUGUCCGUUCCACGGACUCAUUAUCCCUCGGGAUGAGCUGGGAAACCCCACUAACCCUGAGGAUGCAGCCAGGCUGGAGAGGGAAAAGAGGAACAAGCAGGAAGAGCAGCCAGACUGGCGGGACCCGCAGCUGAUGAGGGAGAUUGAAGCCGCCACCGGGGUGGAUCUGGGGUCCUCCAAGAGCUUUGGGAAAGGGAAGGGGUCAAAGGGCAAAGGCAGGAAGAAGAAAUACCCUAACCUCACCGACCUCAAGCAGAACUCUAACACAGCCCGGUCAAGGCUGGAGAAGAAAGUAUUCAGCAAAGGUUCGGUGAAACGUGUGACAGAAGCAAUGAAUCGAAUCGACAAAAGGAAGCAUGAAAAGUUUGCAAACCAAUUUAACUAUGCCUUGAAUUAACGUGCAGAUGAGAUGCACCUCUUUCAGGCUGAACUGAAGCUGUUCCUUUCAGAAAAAUACUCAGGCAGCUGCACUGUACUGUACUGUUUCUUACCUUGUAUCAUUGCUAUUUAUUAUAAUGUACAGUUAAUUGUCUUUUUUGAUCACAGCAAUUGUGUAUUUUAAUGUUGCAAGCUUGUAAGUUUUAAUAUUCUGAUGAAUUGAAUAAUUUAGUUUCCAGUGUAAAAUAUCUGAUGACAGUGUUAUGAAGCCAGGUUUUGUAUUCUCUUUGUGUUUUCACCAUUACUUUUACACAUUCGGAGUCUCUUUUAAUUGCAGUGCCACUUAUCUUUUACACAUAAAUAUGCAUAGCCAAACAAUAAAUGUUUCUGUACUGAAGGUACCGUAAUUACAAAUAGAGACGUCUGUUUUUUUUUUUUUUUUUUUUAAGGUUAGGUUGUUGGAUGUAUUGAUGUG
Messenger RNA from Acipenser ruthenus (sterlet), 2957 nucleotides. RefSeq names its product UV-stimulated scaffold protein A (gene uvssa). The transcript has 14 exons. Bases 282 to 2501 code for a protein of 739 amino acids. Gene Ontology annotation, molecular function: RNA polymerase II complex binding. Gene Ontology annotation, biological process: response to UV; transcription-coupled nucleotide-excision repair. NCBI's taxonomy places the organism in Eukaryota, Metazoa, Chordata, Actinopteri, Acipenseriformes, Acipenseridae. The record is from RefSeq and is a predicted model, not a curated record. Gene Ontology annotation, cellular component: chromosome.